AUGCUUCGUAUGUCAGCUCAUUCUUUAUCCAUUUAUCUUAGAUUAUUUCUUAACAAUUUUUCUCUUGAUCUUCUUCAAAAUGUGUCAUUAAUGAAUGAAAUGCUUCAUGUUAGCCGACCAGAAGGUUCACUAGAUGAACCUAGUGUUCAAUACGGCUUGAUUUGGAAUUGGCUAUAUCAAAAUAAUCGACAUUUAGUUGGACAUCGUGGAUGGAUACUGGGAGUUACUCAUACAAUGAUGGUAAAUGAAAAAAGAAGCCUCGGCGUAGUACUACUUUCGAAUGGUGACAUCACUUGCGGCGAUAGUUUAGCUAAGCAAGUAUCCUCAACCUAA
Messenger RNA from Rotaria socialis, 333 nucleotides. Lineage: Eukaryota; Metazoa; Rotifera; Eurotatoria; Philodinida; Philodinidae. The record is from the annotation of a GenBank genome assembly.